Messenger RNA from Clonostachys rhizophaga, 1098 nucleotides. Lineage: Eukaryota; Fungi; Ascomycota; Sordariomycetes; Hypocreales; Bionectriaceae. The record is from the annotation of a GenBank genome assembly.
AUGUAUUCCGCUGGGUUUGGCGGCGGACGGCGACCGAUCGUCCAGCGCUUCGAUGAAUACUACCGAUGCUACCCUGUCAUCAUGGCUCCAGGCGCGGAGCGUCCGGAACUCAACUUUGGCUCCAAGAUCAUCCUGCCCCCGUCAGCGCUGGACAAGGUGUCGAAGCUCCACGUCCAGUGGCCGCUAUUAAUGGAGUUAAUCAACGGCGAGAAGGGGAAGCACUCGCACGCGGGUGUGCUGGAGUUUAUUGCCGAGGAGGGAAGGGCUUACAUCCCCCAGUGGAUGAUGGUCACACUGGGUAUGGAUGUUGGGGACAUGAUUCAGAUCCGAACCACAUCCUUGGAGCUCGCAAAGCUGGUCAAACUGCAGCCCCAGUCUACAAACUUUCUUGACAUCAGUGAUCCCAAAGCCGUAUUGGAAAGAGCAUUCCGAAAUUUCGCUACACUGACAAAGGGCGACGUCUUUAGCUUCGAGUAUAACGACACAAUCUACGACGUGGCCGUCCUGGACGUCAAGCCCGAAACGGAGAAGAUGGGUGUCAGUAUGAUCGAGACCGAUGUGUCGGUCGACUUUGCGCCCCCGGUUGGCUACGUGGAGCCUGAGAGGCAGAGCGGUACCAGCACACCGCGGAGUGGAAAAGCCGGAGUGCCAGCCGGAGGAGUCGUUCACAGCCAAGGAACCAUGGCGCAGGCCAUCAACUACGAUUCCAUCGCCCCUAGAGUCACAAGCACAGCAACAAACUUUCUGGGUGAAGGCCAGCGCUUAGCCAAGAAGGGAAGCAAGAAUACAACACCGAAGCCAGCAACACCAGUCCCUGUUGACUUGUCAGCGCCACCGCCCAGACGGCGUGAUGGAGCACCAGCGCCGCUUCGACUGCCCCCUAACAAACUCUUCUUUGGCUACGAGCUGGUCCCGGUCAAGACCAAGGACGAGAAGGAGGAGGAGGCGAACAACGCUACCAAGCCGCAUUUCGCGGGUGCUGGCCAAUCGCUACGUGGGGCUGUGAAGAGAAAGGGCGACGCAGACGAUAAGUCGAAGCCCUCAGAGAAGAAAGGUCCAAGCGAGGGAAAUAGGCUGGAUGGUCGACGACCUCGAUAA